This is a messenger RNA of Oryza sativa Japonica Group (Japanese rice), 1817 nucleotides long. Its product is annotated as alkane hydroxylase MAH1. The record is from RefSeq and is a predicted model, not a curated record. Lineage: Eukaryota; Viridiplantae; Streptophyta; Magnoliopsida; Poales; Poaceae. Gene Ontology annotation, molecular function: iron ion binding; oxidoreductase activity, acting on paired donors, with incorporation or reduction of molecular oxygen; heme binding.
AGCAGCACUACCUGUCAGUACUCGGAGUAGCAAAUUAUCAAUCUUUGCAUGGACAAAGCUAUGGCGUUCAUCCCGCCGCGAGACCUCGUCGUCGUCCUCCCCUUCCUCGCGCUUCUCCUCCCCUUGUACAUCUACCUGAGGUACUCGAGGAGUGCAAAGGCUAACCCGUCGCUUCCCACCGAGUGGCCGUUGGUCGGCAUGCUCCCUUCCCUCGUUGCCAACAUCCACAACCUGUUCGACUACGCCACCGCGCUCCUCGCCGCCUCCGGCAACAGCUUCGAGGCCCGCGGCCCGCCGAUGUCCAGCCUCCGGUUCUUCGUGACGUGCGACCCGGACAACGUGCGCCACAUCUUCAUCAACAACUUCGCCAACUACCCCAAGGGCGAGGAGUUCGCCUCCUUCUUCGACGUCAUGGGCGACAGCUUCUUCAACGCCGACGGCGAGUCGUGGCGCCGCCAGCGCGCCAGGGUGCAGCACGUCAUGAGCAACCCGCGGCUGCUCGCGUCCAUGGCCGCGUGCUGCCGCGGCAAGGUGGAGAAGGGCCUGCUGCCCAUCCUGGACCGCAUGGCGAGCGCCGGCGCGCCGUUCGACCUGCAGCGCCUGCUCACCAGGUUCGCGUUCGACGUGACGGCCAUGGCGGUCUUUGGGGUGGACACGUGCCGCCUGUCCAUCGACAUGCCGCCGCUCGACGUCGCGAACGCCAUGGACGCCGUCAUGGAGGUCGGCUUCUUCCGGCACACCGUGCCGGUCUCUUGCUGGAAGCUGAUGAGGAGUCUAAGAAUCGGCCCGGAGAGGAAGCUCACAGCUGCACAGCGGUUGCUACGCCGGUUCGUCGCGGAGAUGAUCGAGAAAAGACGAGUAGCCGGCGGCGCCUGCAAGGCCACCGACGACGAGCAAGGAGGUGUACCGCCGCCGGCGGACAUCGUGUCCUCCUACAUCAACGACCCGGAGUACGUCGACGAGGACGGGAACCCCAGGGAGUUCAUGUACGCGACCUUCAUCAACUACAUGGUCGCCGGGCGCGACACGGUCGGCACUGCGCUGUCGUGGCUCUUCUUCAACCUCACCGAGCACCCGCGCGUCGUGGCGAGAAUCAGGGAGGAGCUGGAGCCGAUCGCGUCGAGCAAAGCCGGCGGCGGCGGCAUGGUGGUGUUCGACCCCGAGGAGACGAAGCCCCUGGUGUACCUGCAGGCGGCGCUGUUCGAGUCGAUGCGGCUGUACCCGCCGGGGCCGAUCGAGCGGAAGGCGACGCUGGCGGAAGACGUGCUCCCGAGUGGGCACACGGUGCGCGCGGGGGACAACAUCCUGAUACCGGUGUACUCCAUGGGCAGGAUGGCGAGCGUGUGGGGGAAGGACAGCGGCGAGUACAGGCCGGAGCGGUGGGUGACGGAGGACGGCAAACUGCGGCACGUGCCGGCGCACAGGUUCAUGCCGUUCAACGCCGGGCCGAGGCUGUGCCUCGGGAAGGACAUCUCGGUGCUGCAGAUGAAGAGCGUCGCCGCCGCCGUGGCCUGGAACUUCGACCUCGAGGUGGUGGCCGGCCACGCCGUGGAGCCCAAGGUGUCGAUCGUGAUGCAGAUCAAGAACGGCCUCAUGGUGAAGGUGAAGAAGCGGUAGAUCGACCGUGUGCCAAUUAACCCAUCGGUGAAAACAUAUCGUACGUGUUUGUACACGGGCAUGUACGGUUUUCACUAUGCAUGGCCUACGUAUCUCUAUCACCGUGUUGUAAAAUGUAAACGGUCUGUUCGAUUUCACCAGGCGAGACCCUCUCUGUACGCUAGUUCUCACGUGUGUUCCAUAAAAACGUUAGAGUUGAA